Molecule: messenger RNA, 1865 nt
Organism: Camarhynchus parvulus
Lineage: Eukaryota; Metazoa; Chordata; Aves; Passeriformes; Thraupidae
Gene: KCNJ3
Product: potassium inwardly rectifying channel subfamily J member 3
Exons: 3
Coding region: 377-1858 (493 amino acids)
Biological process (GO): potassium ion import across plasma membrane; regulation of monoatomic ion transmembrane transport
Cellular component (GO): plasma membrane
Molecular function (GO): G-protein activated inward rectifier potassium channel activity
Source: RefSeq, a predicted model, not a curated record
GCGGCGCGGCGGGGCCGGGCGGACUGCGCGGGGGAUGCGGAGCUGAGCGGGGCUGCGCAGAGUGUUGGUGGCUGCACGGACUGUGCCGGUUCCGCGGGGCUGACGGGGUGUUGUGGCUGCGUGGAUUUUGCCGGUUCUGCGGAGCUGCGCAGGGUGUCGGUGGCUGCGCGGAUUUUGCCGGUUCCGCGGGUGUUGUGGCUGCGCGGGUUUUGCCGGCUGUCGGUGGCUGCGCGGGUGUUGUGGCUGCGCGGAUUUUGCCGGUGGUCGGUGGCUGUCGGUGGCUGCGCGGGGUGUUGUGGCUGCGCGGGUUUUGCCGGCUGUCGGUGGCUGCGCGGACCGUGCCGGCUGCGCGGCGCUGCGCGGGGCUGCGCGGAGCAUGUCGGCGCUGCGGCGCAAGCUGGGCGAUGAGUACCAGGUGGUGAGCACCUCGGCCAGCGGCGGCGGCCUCCCGCCCCCGCGCAGCGCCCCGCGCGGGAAGCGCCAGCGCUUCGUGGACAAGAACGGGCGCUGCAACGUGCAGCACGGCAACCUGGGCGGCGAGACCAGCCGCUACCUGUCCGACCUCUUCACCACGCUGGUGGACCUCAAGUGGCGCUGGAACCUGUUCAUCUUCAUCCUCACCUACACCGUGGCCUGGCUCUUCAUGGCCUCCAUGUGGUGGGUGAUCGCCUACAUGCGCGGGGACCUCAACAAGGCGCACGACGACAGCUACACCCCGUGCGUGGCCAACGUGUACAACUUCCCCUCCGCCUUCCUCUUCUUCAUCGAGACCGAGGCCACCAUCGGCUACGGCUACCGCUACAUCACCGACAAGUGCCCCGAGGGCAUCAUCCUCUUCCUCUUCCAGUCCAUCCUGGGCUCCAUUGUGGACGCCUUCCUGAUCGGCUGCAUGUUCAUCAAGAUGUCUCAGCCCAAGAAGAGGGCGGAGACGCUGAUGUUCAGCGAGCACGCCGCCAUCUCCAUGCGCGACGGAAAGCUCACGCUCAUGUUCCGCGUGGGCAACCUCCGCAACAGCCACAUGGUGUCGGCCCAGAUCCGCUGCAAGCUGCUCAAGUCCCGGCAGACCCCAGAGGGAGAAUUCCUGCCCCUGGACCAGCUGGAGCUGGACGUGGGCUUCAGCACGGGGGCUGACCAGCUCUUCCUGGUGUCCCCCCUGACCAUCUGCCACGUCAUCGACUCCAAGAGCCCCUUCUACGACCUGUCCCAGCGCAGCAUGCACACGGAGCAGUUCGAGAUCGUCGUCAUCCUCGAGGGCAUCGUGGAGACCACGGGGAUGACGUGCCAAGCCAGGACAUCCUACACCGAGGACGAGGUGCUCUGGGGCCACCGCUUCUUCCCAGUGAUCUCCUUGGAGGAAGGGUUCUUCAAGGUGGAUUAUUCCCAGUUCCACGCCACCUUCGAGGUGCCCACCCCUCCCUACAGCGUGAAGGAGCAGGAGGAGAUGCUCCUCAUGUCCUCGCCCCUGAUCCCGCCCGCCGUCAGCAACAGCAAGGAGAGGAACAACUCCGUGGAGUGCCUGGAUGGGCUCGACGAGGUGGGCACAAAGCUGCCCUCAAAACUGCAGAAAAUCACCGGGAGGGACGACUUCCCAAAAAAACUGCUCAGGAUGAGCUCCACCACCUCGGAGAAGGCCUACAGCAUGGGCGACCUGCCCAUGAAACUCCAGCGCAUCAGCUCGGUGCCCGGCAACUCCGAGGAGAAACUGGGCUCUAAGACCACGAAGAUGAUGUCGGAUCCCAUGAGCCAGUCGGUGGCAGAGCUGCCCCCCAAGCUGCAGAAGCUCUCGGGGGGUGGCGGCAGGAUGGAGGGCAACCUCCCGCCCAAACUGCGCAAAAUGAAUUCCGACCGCUUCACAUAACACGGCU